Empidonax traillii (willow flycatcher) is the source of this 1035-nucleotide messenger RNA. Its product is annotated as retinol dehydrogenase 8-like. The transcript has 5 exons. Gene Ontology annotation, biological process: estrogen biosynthetic process. Gene Ontology annotation, molecular function: estradiol 17-beta-dehydrogenase [NAD(P)+] activity. Lineage: Eukaryota; Metazoa; Chordata; Aves; Passeriformes; Tyrannidae. Gene Ontology annotation, cellular component: cytoplasm. The record is from RefSeq and is a predicted model, not a curated record. The coding region runs from base 1 to 1035 and encodes 344 amino acids.
AUGGCUCCCAAGACGGUGCUGAUCACCGGCUGCUCCUCGGGCAUCGGGCUGGCCCUGGCCGUGCGGCUGGCACGGGACAAGCAGCGCCGCUUCCAAGUGAUCGCCACCAUGAGGAACGUGGGCCGGAGCGCGGCGUUGGCGGCGGCGGCGGGGCCGGCGCUGGGCCGGACGCUGGAGAUCAAACAGCUGGACGUGUGUGACGAGGGCUCCAUCCGAGCCUGCCUCGACAGCAUCCCCGGGCGCCACGUGGAUGUCCUGGUCAGCAAUGCCGGGGUGGGCAUGGCGGGCCCGCUGGAGUGCCAGAGCGUGGCGGCCAUGCAGAGUCUCAUGGACACCAACUUCUUCGGCCUCGUCCGCCUCGUCAAGGAGGUGCUGCCCGACAUGAAGCGGCGCCGCGGGGGCCACAUCGUCGUCAUCAGCAGCAUCAUGGGCCUGCAGGGUAUGGGGGCACGGGGCACCCUAGGGGGGGCCACACCCCCCCUGAGCCCUAACCGGGACCCCCCCCCAACCCACCCAGGCAUCGUCUUCAACGACAUCUACUCGGCCUCCAAGUUCGCCGUGGAGGGUUUCUGCGAGAGCCUGGUGGUGCAGGCGCUGCGCUUCAACGUGGCGAUCAGCCUGGUGGAGCCGGGGCCGGUGGUGACGGAGUUCGAGACGAAGCUGUACGAGGAGGCCGAACGCGCCGACUACUCCCGGACGGACCCCGAGACGGCCAAAAUCUUCACCGACCUCUACCUGAGGAACUCCAGGGAUGUGUUUGCCAGCCUGGGCCAGACCCCCGAGGACAUCGCUGAGCACACCCUGCGGGUGAUCGAGGCGGCCCGGCCGCCGUUCCGGCACCAGACGAACGCGGCGUACACACCCAUGGCCGCCCUCAAACACGCCGACCCCAGCGGCGCCCUGGUCACCGACGCCUUCUACAAGCUGGUGUUCAAGUACGACGCGGUGCUGCGCUUCGGGCUCCGCGCCAUCCGCCUGCUCCGCUGGAAGUCACGCAAGGUCAAGGCGGGCGUGCGGCUCCUGGGCUUCAAAUAA